AUGGUAUCGAAGGAGGAAUUUCUUCAUCUCUUUGAUCGCUUUGUUUCCUCAUUUGCCAACAUGAUGGAUAUGCAUGAAGCUGUUGCUAUUACAACUGGUAUCCAAGAGGAGAUAUUUUCAAAGAUGGAAAUUGAUCCACAAUUUGGUCUUGCUUGCUUGGGAAAAAUAAACAUGACCUAUGAGAGUGAUCGAGACCUGAUGAUUCGUUUUUACGAAUUUGUUGCAAAAGAAGAAAUGGCUUGUGAAGAGGCCGAGCUUGGGCCGGACAGGUUUGCUGAAAGAUUAAUGAUGCAACAGAAUUUACAAGAGCAGCAACUGGAGAUGCUGAAGUACAUGCACAACUUUCAACUAAAUUUCAUAUUAAGACGAUUUCCUCAUGAAUGA
This is a messenger RNA of Solanum stenotomum, 384 nucleotides long. RefSeq lists its product as uncharacterized. The transcript is spliced from 5 exons. Lineage: Eukaryota; Viridiplantae; Streptophyta; Magnoliopsida; Solanales; Solanaceae. Bases 1 to 384 code for a protein of 127 amino acids. The record is from RefSeq and is a predicted model, not a curated record.